AUGCGUACUUCCUUUGCUUUGUCCGCUGUCAUCUCGUUGGCCACUUUCAGCACUGGCGUUUUGGCUACUCCUCCAGCGUGUCUAUUGGCGUGUGUCGCGCAGGUCAACAAGAAAUCGUCGUCGUGCAGCGCUAUGAACGACGUGGCAUGUGUUUGCGAGAAUGAGAGCAGCAGCAUCCAGAGCUGUUUGAACUCGGCGUGUCCUGAAGGCCAAGCCGAUUCCGCUUACUCGGCUUUCAAGAGCUCCUGUUCCGAGCAAAACGCUUCAGUAAGCUCGGCCAGUUCCAGCGCCUCUAGCAGUGCUUCCUCUUCUGCCUCCAGCAGUGCUUCUUCUUCUGCCUCCAGCAGUGCUUCUUCUUCCGCCUCGAGCUCCGUUGCUUCUUCUUCUGCCUCCAGCAGUGCUUCGUCUUCUGCCUCGAGCUCCGUUGCUUCGUCUUCUGCCUCGAGCUCCGUUGCUUCGUCUUCUGCCUCGAGCUCCGUUGCUUCUUCUUCUGCCUCGAGCUCUGUUGCUUCUUCUUCUGCCUCGAGCUCUGCUGCUUCUUCCAGCUCUGCUGCUCCAUCUUCCAGCUCUGCUGCUCCAUCCGCCAGCUCUGCUGCUCCAUCCUCCAGCUCUGCUGCUUCAUCCUCCAGCUCUGCUGCUCCAUCCUCCAGCUCUGCUGCUUUAUCCUCCAGCUCUGCUUUCUCCAGCUCCGCUGUCCCAACCUCUUCCAGCGUUGCUUUGAGCUCCACUACUUCUAUCUCAACUUACGCCCCAUCUUCCUCUUCCUCCUCCGUUUCUAUCGUUACUCAAACCGGUGCUGGUAACAUGCUUGAAGUUGGUACCGGCUUGGUUGGUGGUUUGAUGAUCGCCGGAAUGCUGUUAUAA
Molecule: messenger RNA, 864 nt
Organism: Lachancea nothofagi CBS 11611
Lineage: Eukaryota; Fungi; Ascomycota; Saccharomycetes; Saccharomycetales; Saccharomycetaceae
Source: the annotation of a GenBank genome assembly